GCUACGCCGACCUCCACGAUGGCCUCGUAUCUUUCUCGCUCGCUCGCGAUAACUCGACCAUGCGGCGCUCGACUUAGGAUCAACCUCGCGCCCGGCGCUCAACUUCGAGCUCUUCACGUUACGGCUGUUGCUCGCAAGCGCAAGUCGCCAGCAGCAACUGAAGAGCUUGAUGACGACUUAUUCGGCGCUGCGGCCGAAGACGAGCUGUUUCCCUCUGCGUCGAGUGGAUCGGGCGCGUCCGCAAGGACCACCACAUCGGCCACGUCGUCCACGUCGUCCACGUCACAACCUCCUACCCGGCGGCGCGUUGGAAAGCUCACAGAGGACGAGAGGCGGGAGCGCUUCAAUAGGCUGUACGAGCACGUUUCGCAGCGUAUCGGGCGCGAACCUCCCGUCCAAGACGCGACGAGCACCGUGCGCAACACGGCGUUCACCCACUUGUUCGACAUGGCGCAGACUCCUCAGGAGCUCGAGAAGGUUACCGAGCUCUUUGCGCCGUUCUGGACGGGCAAACGCGAGCUGCACGCGCAAGAGAGCGAAAACUUCGUUCGUCGCUGCUGCGAACUCGGUUGCCCCUCGCUCGCCAUCCGCAUCUUCGGCGACCGCCCACGCCACGGCGUCUCCCUCCCCUCCCUGUCCGCCGGCCGCCGCUUGCUGCACGCCCUCUCCCUCCAAACGCCCGUGCCCGCCACGGACGUCGUGACGAUGGCCGCCCUCUACCGCGUUUACGCCCUGCCCGCGAUCGCCUCCGACCUCCACUCCUGCGCGCUCAUGGUCUCCGCGUGCUACGAAGCGGGAGGAGCACACGCGGGCGCUAUCGCCGCGGCCCUGUUGCCGAGCUUGCGGAAGCUGGUGGAGGGUACGAAGCCGGAAGCGGUGCGGGUGCCGCGGCAUCCUGGGGAGAAUCAGUGGCUGAGGGUCGCGCUGAGGGACGUGCGGGAACAGCUGAGGCGGAGGAAACAGGACGUGGCGUGGCUAGACCAGUGGAUGGUCGAGGCCGGAUACGCGAGGCCGACGCAGCUCGGUUUACCGCCGGCUGCGACCGCGAAGGCCGAGGCGGCCUCUGCACCCCUGUCAGCGUAGACUCUACGCUACGUCGCGAAUAUAAUAUUUUCUCCGAU
Punctularia strigosozonata HHB-11173 SS5 is the source of this 1121-nucleotide messenger RNA. RefSeq lists its product as uncharacterized. The transcript has 3 exons. Bases 19 to 1083 code for a protein of 354 amino acids. The record is from RefSeq and is a predicted model, not a curated record. Lineage: Eukaryota; Fungi; Basidiomycota; Agaricomycetes; Corticiales; Punctulariaceae.